Molecule: messenger RNA, 1711 nt
Organism: Culex quinquefasciatus (southern house mosquito)
Lineage: Eukaryota; Metazoa; Arthropoda; Insecta; Diptera; Culicidae
Product: probable cytochrome P450 313a4
Exons: 6
Coding region: 1-1533 (510 amino acids)
Molecular function (GO): oxidoreductase activity, acting on paired donors, with incorporation or reduction of molecular oxygen; heme binding; monooxygenase activity
Source: RefSeq, a predicted model, not a curated record
AUGUUGUCGUUGAUAAUUCUCGUGGCGAUAGUGGUUGUUGGGGGGAUUCGGCUGUACCGGGACCACCGGAAGAGGUACGCCUUUGCGGAUGCAUUUCCCGGCCUGAGGCCACUGUACCCGUUGGUCGGCAACGGGGACAUUAUGUGGAAGAGUGACGUCGCUAAGUUCGACACGAUGGUGAGGAUCUUCAGUGAGAACGACCGCGUGGUGAAGGUUUGGGCUGGGCCGAAACUGCUCCUGUUCACGGCGCAUCCGGAUCUGGUGCAGCAGCUCCUGUCCAGCGACAAGUGCUUGGAGAAACCGUUCCUGUAUGCGUUCGCUGGCUUUGAGACGGGACUGUUCACGUCGAAACAUGAGCUAUGGCGCGUGACCCGGAGACGGCUGGAUCCGUGCUUCAACACGCGAAUCCUGCACGGAUUUAUUCCGAUCUUUGAACAGUGUUCCCGGCAGUUGGUCAAUCGCUUGAACGAGCUCAAGGACGGAGCCACGGUCAACAUUCACCAGUACACGUCGGUGACCACGCUGGAAAUGGCCUGCGGAACCACGCUGGGCAGCAACAUACUUACCCGAGACGGCAAGGAGGAGUUCGUCCACGGGCUGGAUGUUGCUUUUGAUGGAGCAGCCAAGCGAAUGGCCAGCGUUCACCUGUACUGGGACUUUAUCUACCGGUUGACCGACCAUCACCGACAGUUGAAGAAGGCCCGCAAGGUCGUUUGCGAUUUCUUCAACAAGUUGGUAGUGGAACGUCGAGAUAUUCUCGGCAUGAACAACAACAACAACGAUCAAGCCGAUGAGGAAUAUCAGAAACCGAAGAUCUUGAUCGAUCAACUGCUGAGCGUUUCCCCCGACGGAAAAGCUUUCAGCGAAGUUGAGGUCAGAGACAACAUCUACGCGGUCAUCACGGGGGCCAACGACACCUCCGGCCUGUUGGUGGCUCACGCCGUCCUCUUCAUGUGCUUCUACAAGGACAUCCAACAGAGGUUGUACGAGGAAAUCAUGGAGUUCGUACCAACCAAUGACAUCGACCUGGACGCGGAAACCAUAAAGCAGCUGGUGUACCUGGACAUGUUCCUCAACGAAUGUCUCCGGCACUGUCCGGUGGCGCCGAAUGUGGCCCGUGAAAAUAUGGCGGAAAUCGAACUCGACGGGGUGAAGAUCCCGGCGGGAAACAUCUUCCUGAUGAACUUUUACGCGCUGCACCGCCGGAAGGACAUCUGGGGUCCGGACGCGGAAAAGUUCGACCCGGAAAACUUUUCCAAGGAACGGUCCAAGAAUCGGCACCCGUUUGCGUUCCAGCCGUUCAGCGGAGGCAGCAGGAUUUGCAUCGGUUGGCGAUACGCCAUGUUCAGCAUGAAGGUGACGCUCAUUCACCUGGUGAGGAACUUCCAGUUUGACAGCAAAAUCAAACCAGAAGAUGUUCGAUACAGGUUCGAUCUGACGAUGAAGUUGCCGUUCGAUCAUUCUAUUCAGAUCAUCAAACGAAAUGCCAGUGAUGAUGCUACGAAGGCAUCAGAAAUACUAGAAAAAAGAUAAGCUAUAGAGAGGAUAAUCUAUGUAAAAUAUUAGAAGUUAAGAAAAAUAUGGCUGUUGUAUAUAUUGUGAGAGUAUAAAAAUAAGGAGAACAAUCUUAUGCAAUUAAUUGUGAAAUUCGCUGGUACAGAGAUAAUUUCUUUUUUUGUAAUAACAAUAAUAAAAAAAUAGUUUUCAAAUU